Messenger RNA from Arabis nemorensis, 495 nucleotides. NCBI's taxonomy places the organism in Eukaryota, Viridiplantae, Streptophyta, Magnoliopsida, Brassicales, Brassicaceae. The record is from the annotation of a GenBank genome assembly.
AUGAUGAGGCAGAAGAUGACACUUUCCGCCUCCCAGCAUGGAGUUCAUGUGGAUCUUAUUGCCAAGACUAAAGGUUUAGCAGCUGCUGAAAACUACUUCAACAACUUGGACCCCUGUGCCAAGAAUCAUUCCACUUACCGGAAGCUCCUGAAAUGGUACUGUCGUGGGCUCGAGGAAGACAAGGCAAAUGCUUUUUUCCGUAGAAUGGAUCGUCUCAACCUUCUCAUCAGUUGUUCACCCUUUAACGAUAUGAUGACUUUGUACAUGGGUUUGGGUCAACCGGAGAAGGUAGUUGAGAUCGUUGAUGACAUGAGAGAUAGGUGUAUCGGUUUCAAUUAUGUCAGUUAUGGUAUCUGGUGGAGGAGUUCUGAAGGAACUGCAGUGGACGAUCUCGACAUGCCCGACUUGCCCUACGAUGAUGAGCGCUCAUGUAAGUCUUUUCGUAGAACGCUUUCACGGAUAAAUGAACGUGGCAUUGUAGUAGCAUACUUAUAA